AAACUACAAACACAUGCUUGGUCUUUUGUUAGGAGGCAUCUGCAUCUGCAUCAUACCUCUCUCCUCUCAAAAGAGUCCCAAACUCACACGUGCAUGAUAUUUUACUUACAUUUUAAGAUUUAAGAGAACAUAACUUUUCAAAAAUGAAAUUACUCACGCACAACAUGCUCUCCUCCCGGUGCAUUAAGGGUGUUUCAGUCGGAUAUCCUUUGAAAAUUUCGGCUAAAAACGUCAGGCUUGUUAACUGUGAUUUUGACACGGAUUUUACCGUCAGAAUCAUUCAAAAGUUAGAUUGGAAUGCCUUAUGGGAAGCAGCUGAAAGCGUUGGACAUGCUGAUGAUAUUCCCAAAAAUUUGUCAGAUAUUGACGACUAUGAUAAAAAUGAUGAAUUUUUGAGAAAAGUUCAUCACGUUGUCUUGGAGGUUGAAGUCAUUGAGGGUGAACUUGAGUGUCCAGAAACAGGCAGAAAGUUUCCUAUUGAAGAUGGGGUGCCCAACAUGCUUUUGAAUGAAGAUGAAGUUUAGUUUAAGGAAUCAUGGAAAGAAGACUAAAAAGUUAAAGAAUUUUUUUUUAUUUCGCUACAUAAACCUCUUAUUUUGAUAUCACCAUUGGUGCACAUCAAACAAGAUAAUUCGCCGACACUUAUAUUUAAAAAAAAAAAACGUCAAGUGACUAGAGAAACAUUACAUUCUAUGCUUCUUUGGAGUAUUGUUAAGUUGAUUUGAUUCAGAUUCAGGUUGGCAUUUCUUUCGACAAAAAUAUAUAUGGCAUUUUUUUCUA
Molecule: messenger RNA, 780 nt
Organism: Cloeon dipterum
Lineage: Eukaryota; Metazoa; Arthropoda; Insecta; Ephemeroptera; Baetidae
Gene: Trmt112
Product: tRNA methyltransferase subunit 11-2
Exons: 4
Coding region: 144-524 (126 amino acids)
Biological process (GO): rRNA (guanine-N7)-methylation; peptidyl-glutamine methylation; tRNA methylation
Molecular function (GO): protein heterodimerization activity
Source: RefSeq, a predicted model, not a curated record